This is a messenger RNA of Didymosphaeria variabile, 1785 nucleotides long. RefSeq lists its product as uncharacterized. The record is from RefSeq and is a predicted model, not a curated record. The transcript has a single exon. Gene Ontology annotation, molecular function: transmembrane transporter activity. NCBI's taxonomy places the organism in Eukaryota, Fungi, Ascomycota, Dothideomycetes, Pleosporales, Didymosphaeriaceae. Bases 1 to 1785 code for a protein of 594 amino acids. Gene Ontology annotation, biological process: transmembrane transport.
AUGGACCAGGGAUUCUCCAGAACCGAAAAUGAGAACACAACAUAUUACCCGGAUGGGCUAUCACCCUCUGUGCAUACUCAUACGAGACAUUCCGCACCUUUGACUGGACCGCCGGCUGACUGCGGGUCGGAGAAAUACGAAACGCUCAGCUUGGACGAUGACCAGUCAGAGCUAGACUCAUCUCCAGGUGCCGGACUACGCUCUACGAGUAGUAGCACGAUCGCGACCGAGCCAGAACCUCCUAUCAGCCGCCAUACGAGUCGGUUAAAUGGCACGCGAUCACACUUGUCCGAGCGACCGUACUCUCAUGAUGGUCAUCAACAUGAAGGGAUGGACGAUGUAGAAAGGCAGAAGACGCAGGACAACCAUGGCGAGCCGGAGAAGGAUCCUAACCUGAUUGAAUGGGAUGGUCCUGAUGAUCCUGAGAAUCCUCAUAACUGGAGUCGAGGUUACAAGUGGUUUAUCACCGCUAUGCUGGGCAUGGUCACAUUCGUCAUCACCUUUGCGUCGUCAGUGUUCAGCACGGCGACGCAAGCCACCGCCCAACACUUCAAUGUAUCGAACGAGGUCAUGGUCCUGGGAACUUCGCUGUUCGUUCUCGGAUUCGCUGUUGGACCGCCCAUCUGGGGUCCUCUAUCUGAACUCUAUGGUAGAAAAUACCCGCUGUUCUUUGGUUUCUUCGUCUUCGCCAUUUUCCAGAUUCCAGUGGCCGUGGCACAAAACCUCCAGACGAUUAUGCUUUGUCGCUUCUUCGGUGGCAUGUUCGGUUCUGCUCCGCUUGGUAUCGUCGGAGGUCAGCUCACGGAUUUCUGGGGCCCUCUUGAUCGUGGCAUCGCGAUGGUAACCUUCGCCGGCGCUACGUUUAUUGGCCCCGUUGCAGGUCCGAUCGUCGGUGGCUUCAUCGUCAACAGCCACCUUGGGUGGAGAUGGACUGAGUACAUCACUGCUAUCAUGGGUUUCUUCUUCGGUACCAUCGGCUUCUUCACGGUUCCUGAAACCUUUGCACCUGUUUUACUGUCCCGCCGUGCGACGAAGAUCCGUUUCGCAACGAAGAACUGGGCCAUUCACGCAAAGCGCGAUGAGCAACAAGUUGAUCUCAAAAGCAUUGCCGAGAAGUACCUUCUCCGACCCUUUGCUAUGCUACUUAAGGAACCAAUCCUCGACCUUGUCACUUUGUAUAUGGCCGUGAUAUAUGGAAUCCUUUAUUUAUUUUUUGAAGCGUACCCGAUUGCCUUCCAAGAACAGCGCGGCUGGAAUUCUGGCGUUGGCGCACUACCCUUCCUCUCCAUCACCGUUGGUGUCAUCCUCGGGGGAGGCAUCAUCAUCUUCACAACCAAGACGCGUUUCACAAAGAAGUUCAAGGAGAACAACGGCGUCGUCGUCCCCGAAGAACGUCUCAUCCCCAUGAUCAUCGGCGGCUUUUUGUUUCCAGCAGGAAUGUUUUGGUUCGCCUGGACUUCCUCGCCAAAUAUAACAUGGGUGCCGCAGGUGCUCGCUGGUAUCUUCAUCGGAGCGGGCGUGCUCAUGAUAUUCUUGCAGGGACUGAACUACAUCAUCGACUGCUAUCUAAUGUACGCCAACAGUGCGAUCGCUGCCAACACCUUUCUACGAAGUGGCUUCGGUGCAGGCUUCCCUCUUUUCGCUACGGCUAUGUAUCACACACUUGGUGUGAAUUGGGCGACAAGUCUGCUGGGGUUCAUUACUGCGGCAAUGUUCCCGGUGCCUAUCUUGUUCUUCUUCUACGGAGCCAGGAUCAGGAAGAUGUCCAGGUACGCGCCGACAUAG